Molecule: messenger RNA, 3960 nt
Organism: Ectocarpus sp. CCAP 1310/34
Lineage: Eukaryota; Phaeophyceae; Ectocarpales; Ectocarpaceae
Source: the annotation of a GenBank genome assembly
GUGCAACAUAUCCCCACCUCCGGUGUCAUCAACACGGCCUUCAACACAAGGUUUCUCGUAACACCGUUGUAGAAAGCUGAGCUGGCUUUCCGUCCUUGGAGCCUCGAGCCCAGCUGUACUGUCAAGAGCGACCAAGCCAGGUCAGCAGAGGCCCUCGCAGGAGAAGCGCGCACCGUCAUCAUCCCAGCAAAAGGACCAACCAUGACGAGCAAGCUGCCGCCGCCAUCGGAGAAGCAGCCACCUCUGGGCGACCUGCCCGCGGGGGUCCCGUACGAGGCCAUCCUCACCGCGGUGGGAACACUGGCGGAGCAGUCCCCGUCGGCGGGGGGCGGGGUUUCCGCCACGGGGAGGGUGAACGUGAUCCAGGGGAGGCUGGACGAGAACCCCGAGGCCGGCUUCUUCGGCUUUCUGUCCGUCGAGAACCUCAACGUCCCGCUCGUGUCGACGUCCCGGUCCUCGCGCGUCGGCCCGGGCGUCUACCGCGUGUGCAUCCCGGGCAAGGAGUUCCUGCUCACGCUGGACCAGCGCACGGAGCCCCCGAUCGUCGAGGGCAUGGAGAACGUCCUGCGGUGGUUCACGGCCUUCGAGGGAGAAGAGAUGCCCCGCGGCGUCACGCCCGCCGGUGUCAAGGCCACCGGCGUCAAGGGCGUGAUCGAGAGCGCAGGCGUGGCCGGGGCGGCGAUGAUCAUGCGGGUGGGCGAGGCGCUGAACGCGAGCAUCAAGGAGCGGACCGAGGCAAAGCUGGCGGCGCAGGCCGACCAGCCGGCGAAGAAGGUCAAGCUGGGCGGGGCGGUGACAGCCACCACGCUGACCGGGGCGCGCAAGGUCGUCGGCGCGGGCGCCGGCGUCGCCGCGGCCGUCAUCGACAAGGUGUCCACAGUGGCCGGAAACGCCGUGGCAAACAGCAGCAUUGUGGCGAACUCGCGAGGCGCUCCCGCGGGUUCCACGAGACGCGAGGCCCACGACUUGCUCGUCACUGGGGCGGUGGCGCUCGGCCGAGUCUGGGAAGCGGCAGACGGCCAGGGCAAGCUGCUGCUGGAGUCGACCGGCGAUGGUAUGGGACGGAUCGCGGGAGCCAAGUACGGGUCGGAGGCGGAGCACGCGGCGAGGUCGGCGGGCCAGAUCGGGUUGGACGGGUGGCGCAUCUUCCGCUUCCCGACGAAGCUAGGGGUGACGACGCUCGUCAAGGGCGCCGUCAAGGGCGCUACCGCCGCCGGCUCACAGUCCUCCUCGACGAGCAAUGUGGGGGAGUAUGUCGCUCAGCCUGCACCACCGAACCCCUCCAGUAGCUAGCAACCUGGAGGGAGAAAAAUUGCAACGUGCUGAGCAUGGCGGGCUUGGAAGAUAACCGGGGUAUCUUUUCUUCAGUGCUUGUACCGUCGAAGACUUCCGGGGGCAUGUUUGAGCCAGUUCCCGUCAGCUUGCAAUCGAUACAAUAGCUGCAACGCGUGGCUGCUGGGGUCGACUUCGGCUGGGCGGUAGUUGAUUGCUUCCCUAAGAAACAAGGCGAACAUGCCGUGCUCGUUCGAAGUUUAAGAUGGCCGCUGGUCUUGCCCUACACAACAGUAUCAACAGUAGAAGUAGUGUUGAUUGAAUGGGUGACAUAUAUAUUGUUUCGACGUCUUUCUAGCGAGAGGAGGCGGUAGCAAGUAACGUACAUGUUACGAUUGUUAUCGUGCAGGAUAUCCAGUCUAUUUGUCAGGUAGCCUCUAGAAUGUUUGGGAACCGGGGGCUUGCGAAGCGAGAUACUUGCAAGUGUCAAAUUUGUUUUCCUGUUCUGUGCGAAAGCAUUCGCGCUGGGUAUCUGCGGCUGGCAGGAAGUUGUGUACUGGUCGUGGUAAUGUUUUUUAUGUGGAGGGGAACGAUUGUGAGGCCCUUGAGUGUACGUUUUGUAUUUCCACUUUUGCCUGUGGCCUUUUCUAUGUCCGAUUUUGUUGAGGUAGGAGUGCUUGUCACGAAGUUGAAAGACGCCGGAGGAACCCAUGACUUCCGUCGCCGUCGGAUGCAAGCUUUGUUUUCUUGUUUCGUUGUCCUCGAUACGCCGAAAUAUCUUAGGUAAUUUGUGGAAACGGGUAACGCAUCACUUGCCUGCCUGCUUUUGUCCUUUGAACCGAUUACGUCUAAAGUCGUCGCCAGAAACGUGAAUGGGCACGUCGCCGGGUAUGGCCGUGGUAUGCCUGGCACUAGGGUGUACCGGCACGUCACUGCAUCAGGCAUUUUACGCAGCGCGAUUUUGAUCGAACGAUAGGAAAUCAUGUCUCAUGGGGAACGUGGUUUUGAUUGAGGCCCUUCUUUUUUUCAUGAAAGCCAACGGCACGUGCGUGAUGGGCACCUGUAGAGGCCAGCAGGUGGAUGCUGUGGAUGUGUGCAGUAGACGAAAUAGGAGAUGACUUCCAAGUCAACUUCUGAAUCAGUCGAAUUUUUAGAAGCGCCACCCCUUCCGUCGUUCGACAUCGGAGAACAGCCGUUGUUUGUGUUCCUUGGCCUGGAACGGCACGCUGAUAGCGGAAUGAGUGGAGUCUCCUCUUUGUAGGCCUCCCGCCACUUGCAUACGGCCUGUAACGCUGUGCACAAAAAAACUGUGUUCGCCCCGGGGCUCGUAGGUGUUCUGCUUGUUGCAAAGAUCGCCCCGUUGCCUUGGUUGUAGUCUCAGGAGGAUGGGUCUUCGCGAAACACCGUUCGCCUUCGACGGGGUGUAUUUGUACCGGCAGCUCUCGUACGCCCAGACGCUGAAGAGGGUCGAAUGCCACAGCGUUGAGGCCACGAUCCGACAACGACGCCUACUGUUCGCGGGAGCAUUGGCAAGGCAGCCGGACGGGCGACUCCCGAAACAACUGAUGCUCGGCGACCUGGCAGGCGGGGAGAAGCGACGUAGGGGGGAACAGGAACAGAACUGGCCGAAGUGUGUGCUUGACCUGAAGGCAUUCGGGGCCGACCACGGAUCUACGAAAACCGAUCCAUGUUGUCUCGGAAUCCCGGUACCGAAAGACACGGCACCGAAGUUACAGUGGACGGAAGCCGCGAAGGUGGAGGGAGGAGUACCCUGGCAUGCGGCGGUGCUGCAAGCUGAGAGGUUCAUCNGAUGUACCAUUACAAUGUAUCGCUGGUUGGUGGCCAUGUUUUGCGUGUUUGCUUGUCGUUAGUGGUCUCUCCACCGUGUGCCUUUUUCUGUCUCUUGUUUCUUGUUAUUUUCGGCCUGGUCCAUGUUGUCCUCGCUCUUUUUGUUUCAUUUUCUCUUUCCUUACUGUUUCCUUUUAUUUUCUUCUCUUUUUCUCUUUCCCUCUCUUUUGCUGUGCCGGAUGGCCUUGUUUCUGCUUGCGUUGUGAAGUACCAAGAUUGAAUCAAGAGGGUGUACCUCUUUCUCUCCGGCCCGUGAUGGUGACUCCUCUGGUCUCAGUUGUUAUCUUGCAUAGCGCGUNAUUUUCUCUUUCCUUACUGUUUCCUUUUAUUUUCUUCUCUUUUUCUCUUUCCCUCUCUUUUGCUGUGCCGGAUGGCCUUGUUUCUGCUUGCGUUGUGAAGUACCAAGAUUGAAUCAAGAGGGUGUACCUCUUUCUCUCCGGCCCGUGAUGGUGACUCCUCUGGUCUCAGUUGUUAUCUUGCAUAGCGCGUAGAGGGAGUGGAGGACUCCAGAAUAUCUGUCGCUGAUUUCUAUUGACUUGCGGGCCCCUCGGGGCCAUUAUAUUUGAGUGCACCUUUUUUAGGAGAGAGAUCGGAACGGUUUAAAUGUGAAAACAACAAUUUGUAGGUAGUCCGAAAAGUCCUUCCGGCGAUUUCCGUGCCUGUUAUUUUUUUCUGUUUGCUAUUUUUUCGCAGCUUCUUUCCUGGUUGCUGUGAUCUCGCAGCUUCUUUCUCCACGAAGGACCCAAGUUGCACCCAUUGUAAACUUUUCCUGCGUGUCUUUCCUUCAUGGAUACGUGAACGUUUUAUCGCACAUCAAGGAUGAUGGUGUAAACACCCGAC